Branchiostoma floridae (Florida lancelet) is the source of this 1191-nucleotide messenger RNA. RefSeq lists its product as uncharacterized. The record is from RefSeq and is a predicted model, not a curated record. NCBI's taxonomy places the organism in Eukaryota, Metazoa, Chordata, Leptocardii, Amphioxiformes, Branchiostomatidae. Gene Ontology annotation, molecular function: DNA binding. Gene Ontology annotation, biological process: DNA integration; DNA recombination. The transcript has a single exon. The annotation marks the transcript as partial.
AACUCUGUCUAUUUUGCCUCCACAGGCAUCUUGGAUAGCGAAGCAUCCCUAGACGCCGACAUCCGCUUCUACCGUUCACGGACCUAUGCUGAAUCAACAAAAGCGACGUACAAAUCCCAGCGGCGGGCGUACCUGCGGUUCUGUUUGUAUCAUCAGUAUGUACCUGUCCCAGCUACAACUAAAACUCUGUGCCGGUACGCGGUAUUUCUAGCGAGAACACUCAAGUACAGCAGCAUCGUCAACUACCUAAACAUUGUCCGAGUACUGCACCAGGAGGCAGGGUUUGGCAACCCCCUGUACAACAACUGGCUUCUACAAACCACGCUGCGCGGUAUUCGCCGUAUCCAUGGUGAUUGCGUCACACAGAAGCUCCCCAUCACUCCGGACAUUCUACGCGCCAUCUACACGCGGCUGGACCUCACUCAGCCCAAGCACGUGGUUUUCUGGGCCACGUGUUUGGUAGGGUUCUUCUCGUUCUUCCGCAAGUCGAACCUUCUACCGAAAACAGCGAACAGCUUCGACCCUGUCAAGCAACUCUGCCGCAAAGACUUCCGAUUCUUCGCGUGGGGCGCAGUGAUCACCGUUCGUUGGAGCAAAACAAUUCAGUUUCGGGAAAGGACGCUCCAGAUCCCGAUUCCCCGUGUUAAUGGCUCCCCCCUGUGUCCCGUAGCAGCGCUGGAGAAAGCGUUCUCCCUGACACACGCGGCAGACCCAGACGGACCAGCCUUUGUUCUGCCCCAGGAAACGGGGCCGCGGAUUGUACCCAUGACGCAUCAAACUUUCGUGACUCUGCUACGGCACUUCCUAGAGUUAUGCGGUUACAACAAGACACAAUAUAGCGGACACAGCCUCCGUCGCGGCGGUGCGACGUGGGCCAGCGACUGUGGUAUACCAGCGACCCUGAUCCAGCUCCAGGGAGACUGGAAGUCAAACGCGUACCAGCGCUACACCACAGUGACUCGAAAAGGCAGACUAUGGACUGUUCGCACCAUGGCAAAUGCCCUCACUUAGAGUAGUACGACUUGUUAAUUUAAUAGAUAGCGCAGGCCUUUGUUCCAAAUUCCUUAAGUCACGACUCCUAGCUAACUCCAUGUACUCUUUCUUUCAUUCAUCUUCUGACUGGGGGUUUGGAGAAAAUUCAUCUGUCAUUUUUAUUGUUUACCAUUAAACAAUGAUUAUACCCCCAGUCAC